AUGUCGUCUACAGUCAUCGCUCCUAGUAGCGCAGCUGGUCGGGCUAUAAAGAGGCAAAAGGCAUCUCCUGCUGUAGACUCGUUAUUGUUUGAUCACGAGGAUGUUUGGACAAACGGUAUCUUUCCAUUUUUGGGGAUGGGACACUAUGCGUUUGUUGGAGCUAUCAGCAAACAAAUGAAUCAGCUCUACAAGAGUUACUGUAAAAAGGUUGAAAAUCCCCCAUUGGUGAUGGGAUCCAAGAAAUUCGGGUCCACGUGCAAGUGGCAGGCUAUCGUAGCCACAAGCACAGAUACAUUUUACAGUAAUGCUUUCUAUAAUGUAUCCUGUGCGGAGUACUGGGACAAUUAUGAUUGCCUCCGCAAAAACCCCGAAAACUUCCUUGUCUGUGCUGCAAUUGCCAAGCUUGGGAACCUUAGAAUUCUUCAAUGGGCCCGCAACACAAACUUUCCAUGGGGAUCAUCGACGUUUGCAGCCGCAGCAGAAAAUGGAAAUAUGACGGUCCUCAGGUAUCUUCAUCGACAGGGUUGCCCAUCGAAUGCGCGCACAUGUGCUCAUGCUGCUUUAGGUGGUCACCUUGAGGCAAUCAAAUGGCUCAAGAAAAAGGGAUACCAAUUGGACGCAUUGACAUGUGCACAUGCUGCGAAAGGUGGGCAUCUAAAUGUCCUCAAAUGGGCCAGAAACAAUGGCUGCCCAUGGGAUGCAAUGACAUGUCAUGAAGCAGCGGUCGGUGGUCAUCUGGAAAUUCUAAAGUGGGCUCGUGAAAAUGGGUGUCUAUGGGAUGUUACAACAUGUGGUGGUGCCGCUUACCAUGGCCAUUUGGAGGUUUUGAAGUGGGCUAGACAAAACCGAUGCCCAUGGAAUGAAAUCAUAUGUGCUCAUGCUGCUCGAAAUGGGCACUUGGAAACUUUGAAAUGGGCGAGAGAAAAUGGCUGUGAGUGGGAUACAAGGACAACCGCUAGUGCGGCUGAAAAUGGCCACCUGGUGGUCUUGAAGUGGGCACUUGCACAUGGAUGCCCAAUCGACAUAGGCGCGUCUAGACAGGCAAAUUUUGGAAACCAAGACGAUGUAUUACAGUGGCUACAUGACAAUGGCUACCCUGAGUAUCGUCAUUGGUAUGACUAG
This is a messenger RNA of Seminavis robusta, 1122 nucleotides long. NCBI's taxonomy places the organism in Eukaryota, Bacillariophyta, Bacillariophyceae, Naviculales, Naviculaceae. The record is from the annotation of a GenBank genome assembly.